GAGCUGUCAGCUGAAGCAGGAACCCUCCUCUGCCGAGCACCAGCCAGCUCGACAGAGACACCCGGAAGGCACUAAAGUCAGUUUGAGAGGGCAACAUGAAUCGCUUUAAGACCUCCAAAUUCAAAAACACCACUCCGAAAAUUGCCAAGAAAGAUGAGUGGAUCAACAAUGUCCGAGCUGGCUCAUUCUCCUGCCAAGGGAACCACAUCAAAGCAAGCUCCAAGCUGGUGGCUUUCAAUUCUGAGCAGGCUGGUGGAGGCAUGCUGGGCCUGUCUUCAGUCAAACCUGGCUCAGAUGGCCAGUGGGCUGUCACCCAGAUUUCCUGCCAUUCUGAUCUCGUGACUGACAUGGACUUCUCUCCUUUCGAUGAGAGUCUCCUGGCGACAUGCUCAGGAGAUGAAACGGUGAAACUGUGGCGUUUGCGUGAUCCAGAGCAGGAGCAGCCCAGCAGCCCGGAGCUGACCCUGCGUCCAGGUCAGGGCAGGCUGGAGUUGGUGCACUUCCACCCGACCUCCUCUGGCUUGCUGGCUGUUGGCACCACUAAGUCUGCUCAGGUUUGGGACACCAGCUGCCAGGAAGCACCGCUAGCAGUCCUAGAGCAGCACGGUGACCAGGUGCAGAGUCUGAGCUGGAAACUGGACGGAUCCCUGUUGGCUUCCUCUUGCAAGGAUAAGAUGCUGCGAGUGUUUGAUCCCAGAGCCCAGCUGACACCUGUUCAGAGUGCCAAGAGCCUUCAGAGCAACAAGGAUUCACGGAUCCUGUGGACCAAAGAUGAUCUUUUACUGACGACUGGCUUUGAUAUGAUGCGUAGUCGUGAGGCGCGACUGUGGGACAGCAGGAAGCUGAGCUCUUCACUCAGCUCAGUUUCACUCGGCACUUCCACAGGGACACUGAUCCCACUAUUUGACAAGGACACUGGUCUGCUUCUGCUGGCUGGCAUGGGAAACACUGGGAUCGAUUGCUUUGAAGUCUCUUCCUCUGAGCCUUUCCUCUCUCAAGUCAGCCACUGUCUGACCGAUACCUCAACAAGAGGGGUUGCCUUGGUGCCCAAGCUUGCCUUGGAUGUAAUGUCCUGUGAAGUCGUGCGUGUGCUUCAGCUGACAGACAGCUGCAUCGUGCCAAUCAGCUAUCAGGUCCCUCGUAAGAAUUCAGGUCAGGAGUUUCACGAAGACCUUUACCCAGACACGGUGGGCACCACACCAGCCAUGUCUGCUGAGGAGUGGUGGAAGGGCGGGAACAAGCAGGUGGAGAAAGUCAGCCUGCACCCAGACAAACGACCCAAACAAAAGGCUUCACCAGCAAAACAGACGCCUGCAAAGAAGGAACUGGCCAGUGGAGGGAGCAAGGAGGAUCAAGCUCGUGGCUGUUCUACCUCCAGCAGUCCUCUAAGCACUCCCAGCAGCAGCGCUGCACCGUCCCGCUCUCCCUCCUCCACCUCCGGCCUCUCCUCAGGAUUCGUGCCCAGCCCGAGUCCCAGCCAGAGUGGGAAAGCUUUCCAAAACCUUCUAGGGCCAACUUCCAAGUUCCGUCAUAUCCAGGGUACAGUGAUGCACCGGGACACACACAUCACAAACAUUCGCAGCCUCAACCUGACUACACCCGGCGAGUGCGAUGGCUUCUGUGUCAACCGCCAACGUGUGGCAGUGCCCCUCGCCAUCUCCGGAGGCCAGAUUGCUGUAUUUGAGCGCUCUCAGCCUGGCAAACUUCCAGACACAGCCCUGCCCACCAUCCAAAACUCUGUUAAUGUGGCUGACUUUGCUUGGGAUCCCUUUGACCCACACAAACUUGCUGUCGCUGGUGAUGAUGCUAAGAUCCGGGUUUGGCGAGUACCAGAAGGCGGGUUGAAAGAGACCCUAACUGAGCCUGAGAUUAUCAUGCAAGGCCACACAGAGAAGAUCUACUCCAUCAAGUUCCACCCUCUGGCCAGUGGACUCCUGGUUUCUUCAUCAUAUGAUCUCACAGUCAGACUGUGGAACCUAGAGACCGGAGAACAAGUCAAACUUUUCACUGGACACCAGGAGCAGGUGUUUGGCAUGGCAUGGAGCCCGGAUGGGAAGCUCUUGGCUACAGUUUGCAAGGAUGGGAAAGUUCGUAUUUAUGACCCUCGCAAAUCCACUACACCUGUGCAGGAGGGCCCAGGUCCUGAGGGCCACAGGGGAGCUCGUGUGGUGUGGGUGUGUGAUGGCAAGUACCUGCUGGUGUCUGGAUUUGACAGUCGCAGCGAGAGAGGACUCUACUUGUACUCUGCUGAUUGCCUCUCCGCUGGGGUCAUAACCAGCACUCCUGUAAACGUCUCACCGUCCACGCUGAUCCCGUUUUACGACCCGGACACCAGUGUCGUCAUCCUUACUGGAAAAGGUGACACCAGAGUGUACAUUUAUGAGAUCCUUCCUGAAGAUCCAUACUUUAUUGAGUGCAGCAGUUUUAAUUCUCCUGAGCCUCAUAAGGGGUUGGCCUUUCUGCCUAAGACUGAGUGCAAUGUGCGCGAUGUGGAGAUAGCUGUAGGACUGAUGCUUACCAAGACGACCAUAGAGCCAGUGGGCUUCAAAGUGCCGCGGGUCAAGAAAGAGUUUUUCCAGGAUGACGUGUACUCAGACACAGCAGUGUGGUGGGAACCAGCACUUACGGCCUCUGCCUGGCUCUCCGGCUCCAACGGCCAACACAAAAAGAUCAGCCUGAAGCCUAAAGACAUGACGCCAGUGAGUGAGGCCCCCAAAGAGGCUCCAGUGAGGAAAUACCUGCCCUCAUCUGUUUACCUGGAGGAAAAGACUGAUGAACAGAAGAAAGAGGAGCUUCUGAGUGCCAUGGUGGCUAAGCUGGGGAAUAUGGAUGACCCACUACCACAAGAGUCCUUCCAGGGAGUUGAUGAAGAUGAGUGGGAUGACUAAUCGGGAUGUGCCUUUGGUUCGGUCAUGGUGCCAACAGCAGACAGGAGAACAGCUCCAGUGUUAUAUCGGCAAACAUCUCAUCCUACUGAGCACACAAAGAUUACUGCACAAUAACUACACCUUUUUGGGGGGGGAAGAAAAUCACAAUCUUCUGGUUUCCGUGCUGUAUGUAUGAUGUUGGUGUUGAUUAUAUCAUCAAAUUUGACUCCUUGAAAAUCCCCAAAUAUUACAUCAUUCUGGUCUAAAACGUUUUUUUUUUAAUAUAUAUAAAUGUAGACAAAGAAAUUCUAUCACUCCUUUUGCUAUAUUAAUGGAAGAACUCACCGUUCAGCACAACAAUAUUUAUCAGCAUAUACAGUGAAGUCAUCUCAAUCUUACAGUAUUUCUCAUAAUCCAUGAUUAGGGCAAAGUCAGUGAAAUAGCAGGCAAUCAUAGCAAUAAUAUUAAUGCUUUAUGAUACGUUACCGGUUAACUUUGAGUGCUCAAAACGAGGCCUAACCGUGGUUUACGCUCACAGCAAACGACUUUUUAAAAUCACGGACACGCACUUAACCCUUUCCUCUGUGUUUUCUCUCUCUGUGUGAUCGCGCCUUGAUUACGUGAUCCACGCUGGCAGUAUCCUGAUGAACAAAACAAAUUUUAAAAAAAGCUUUGUUUAAGUUUUAAUGUCAGAACGCAUCCUGUAUCUCCACAGUGAACCACUGCUUGUAUUUUUUACUGGCCAGUCAUGGGGAAGCACGCUCAUCCCCAGAAUAUCUUUGAAAAAUGUAACAUGGCAAAAAAAUGUUUGUUUAUUUUUACAUCUUGCAGCUGAUAAAACCACUUGUCUUCCUGUUUAGUUGGAUAAAAUACACACACACACACACACACACACACACACACACACACACACACACACGCACACACACACACGCACAAGGUAGGCAGCAAAAAUCCACACUGAGGAUACAACAGGGUCACCAGUUUUCAUGUUUGGCCAUGAACUGGAGUUUCUAUUUACAGCAAUAUUAAGUUAUCUUCUUUUUAUUUGCUGAUGUUGGACUCAGAAGCCAUUUAACCAUAAGUACGAGCCCGGCUGAUAUGAUUGAAUUGUCUGCCAGUAACAGUCUCAUAAUUAGCGAUCAGAGGGGAAUAAAAAUAAAUCACUUCCUUUUGAGUUUUUAGAGGGGACUUUGGGAUGAUUGUUUGUUUCUUGUUGUUUAUCGGGAAGAGGAACUUUUAAUUUAGACUCUUUCUGACCGUUUCGGGAAUCUUCCUCAUUAAAAGAGCUAAUUUUAGGAUCUCAUUUUAACUACUACUAACGAUUCAUCAUGUUAAUUAGACAGCAGUACAGUAUUAAUCAUUUGCAAUGCAGCCGUAACAGCCAUCAUGUAGCCUCUUUGUAGAGCUACAGCAGUAUCAUCUGUAAUCACGGUGUUGUGCCAAAAAGUGAUCGUCUGCCAAAUGAUGUUUCUGUGUUUGUUGCGUGUUGUGCCUUUGCCUCUAUCGGUAAAUAGACUGUAGUCAACAGGAUUUAUGAAGGCUUCACAUAUAAAUUUAAGAAAUUUACAAGUAUCUUUAGGAUGGUGUGUUAUUGUAGCCACAUUAUAAUUAACCCAGCACUUUUUGGCCACUUGAAAUAUCUUGAUAUCUUUAUAAAACUGUAAUUUUCUGCUGCCCUCUUGGCUGGAUAUCUCUGAAAAAAGACAUUUUAAUAUCAAUGACCAUUUUUACCCUCAUAAAUAAAGGAUAUAUAAAAGUCGCUUUGCCGAAAGUUGAUUGCAGCUUCUGCCUUGUGACAGGAAUGUUGUUUCUUGCUCAAAAUGAUUUUAUAUCAUUCAUGAGAGAUAUGUUUGACAGAUUAUAGGCCCAAAAAACUCAUUUAAAUACAGCCAAUCAUUCCUUGGCAAAUACCAGAAAUCACUUUUUGGCACAACAUCAGCUCGAUCUCACAAAGUUUGUUUACAACCUCUGAUGGACCAAAGUGUUCUCUUUGUGUGGCAGGUCUGGGGUUUUUUUUUAUGACAUAUACUGUAAGCGAAAGUGAUUCUCAAAAGGCCAUACUUCCAUUUUUUUUAGUUUUGGAUUGGAUCAACUUGCCUUCCAUUUGUUUUUCUACAGUGAGUAAAGCUUUGUUUUGUUUCUGUAUUUCUUGAGUAAUGUUUGUGGAAUUU
Messenger RNA from Archocentrus centrarchus (flier cichlid), 5041 nucleotides. RefSeq names its product mitochondrial import inner membrane translocase subunit tim16-like. The transcript has 28 exons. Lineage: Eukaryota; Metazoa; Chordata; Actinopteri; Cichliformes; Cichlidae. Gene Ontology annotation, molecular function: protein binding. The record is from RefSeq and is a predicted model, not a curated record. Gene Ontology annotation, cellular component: TIM23 mitochondrial import inner membrane translocase complex. The coding region runs from base 96 to 2888 and encodes 930 amino acids. Gene Ontology annotation, biological process: protein import into mitochondrial matrix.